CUCGGCUGCCCCGAGGCGUUCGGGUCGCUCCUUUUCCCGGCCGUGCUGGGCCGGGGCGGGUCCUGUUGCGGGGCCAUUGUUCCGCAGCCCGUCCUGCCUCCCACGCGGGGCACGAAGGGACGGGAAGGGAUGUGGGGCGCUUUCGGUCGUGUCAGAAGGGGUAAUUAAACAUCUCUGGCUGUUUACAGCAGGGGCCUCACAGCUCCUCAGUGACCACUUAGAGGGGUUGGGCUGGUUCCUGCCCGCGCUGGCUGGGCAGGGGGGUUUGCUUCUUUGCUCGUGUUUAGGUUCGUUCUUCGGUUCGAGCAGUGACAAACUGCCUGGAGGGGCGGCACUGAUCGCCAGCUCUUCUGAGGAGCUCGGUCGGACAGGCUGGAUUCCUGUCUCCUCACGGGUUCUGUCUGGCUGCUGUUAUAACAUGCCACUGUACUAAAAAGGGGAUUUUGAGGCUUUAAAGCAAGGUAUCAGUGACAAACAGUGGUGUAGGUGGUGGGGAGUCUUGUUUAUUUUCUUUUCAAAUUAGAACUACGUUCACUGGUCGGGGCUCCAGGAUGGAUGCAGGAGAGUUUUGAAUGAAAGGAGUUACCAGAAAAUAGACCCUUGUGGUCCAUCUUUUCAGUGUUGAGGCAUUUGAAGAGACAUUUGUGUCUCCAGCUUGAAGUCAAACCAACGUCAGCAAGCCCCACUCAGGGGGAUGCACACACACCCCAGCUGAAGGAGAGGCAGGAAGCUCUUCCAGGGCAUUUCAGCUGGGCUCAGAGAGAGUUGGGUUCUCUUGGGAAGCCGAGGGGGAGCUGAAUUCCAGCAGCGUGUGAGCCGGGCCUUCCUGCCGUGUGGUGUUUGCAGUGUUGGCUGGAGAUACAACAGGAAGUCGGGAGAGUUUCACGUGCCUCAGAAGUGUGACACAACACUGGCUGCAUCAAAUGUCUGAAUCGUGUUUUGUCAGGAUGUGUGUAGCUGUGUCCUUAGGAAGUGUCUCUUCCGCAGAGUGACAUCCCGGUCAGUGUGUGGAGUGGCCGUGCUGACCCCCGGCCGUGCUGACCCCCGGCCGUGCUGACCCCCGGCCGUGCUGACCCCCGGCCGUGCUGACCCCCGGCCGUGCUGACCCCCGGCCGAGCUGACCCCCGGCCGAGCUGACCCCCGGCCGAGCUGACCCCCGGCCGUGCUGACCCCCGGCCGUGCUGACCCCUGGCCGUGCUGACCCCUGGCCGUGCUGACCCCUGGCCGUGCUGACCCCUCGGUGAUGCUGACCCCUGCCCCGCCGUCCUGGCGGGCUGAGGCGUGACGGCGGCACCACGGCGGGGCCGGCCCGGCCCACGCGCUGCAGGGUGGUCAUCUACCUGCAGAAGGACAUGUCGGGGGACACGUGCCUGGGCAGCGCCCUGUGCCCCGCCGCGGACCACAAGCCCAAGGCCGGCGGGCUGAAGGGCGGCAGCCUGGGGAACAAGUACGUGCGGCUCAACGUCGGGGGCUCCCUGUACUACACCACGGUGCAGGUGCUCACCAGGCACGACACCAUGCUCAAGGCCAUGUUCAGCGGCAGGAUGGAGGUGCUCACCGACAAGGAAGGCUGGAUCCUUAUAGACCGGUGUGGGAAGCACUUUGGAACAAUUUUAAACUAUCUCAGAGAUGACACAAUUGCACUUCCAAAACACAGGCAGGAGAUCAAAGCAUUGAUGGCAGAAGCUAAAUACUAUCUCAUCCAGGGCUUAGUGGACAUGUGCCAAGCAGCCCUGCAGGACAAGAAAGACUUGUAUGAACCUGUCUGCAGCAUCCCUAUUAUCACCUCUCCAAAAGAAGAGGAGAGACUGAUAGAGUCAUCAAUGAAACCUGUUGUUAAACUGCUGUAUAAUAGAAGCAACAAUAAAUACUCCUACACCAGUAACUCUGAUGACAACUUGCUGAAGAACAUCGAGCUGUUUGACAAGCUGUCCCUGCGGUUCAACGGCAGAGUGCUGUUCAUCAAGGACGUGAUCGGGGACGAGAUCUGCUGCUGGUCCUUCUACGGGCAGGGCCGCAAGCUGGCCGAGGUGUGCUGCACCUCCAUCGUCUACGCCACGGAGAAGAAGCAAACCAAGGUUGAGUUCCCCGAGGCACGGAUCUAUGAGGAAACACUGAACGUGCUGCUGUACGAGACGCCCCGAGUCCCAGACAACUCCCUGCUGGAGGCCACGAGCCGCAGCCGCAGCCAGGCCUCGCCCAGCGAGGACGACGAGGGCCUGGAGCUGCGCGAGCGCGUGCGCCGCAUCCACGUCAAGAGGUACAGCACCUACGACGACCGCCAGCUCGGCCACUAGCUGGGCCGGGCCCUGGGCAGGCUCCAGCUCGCCCCUCGUCCCCGGGCAGGAGGGGGCAUCCCCCGGACAGCGAUCUUCACGGGGCGCCUCGGCCCCUGGAAAAGCAACGGGGAUCUGUGUGCGCAAAGCUGCGCUAAAGGCCAAGGGCUUGGAGAGCUGAGGUGUGAGUUGGGCACCUUGUGCUUUACCUGCAGGCUGGCCCCUCUUCCUGCUGGGGAGGGGGAUGUGGAACGCUGGUUCUCGGGUUGUGGUUGCUCUUUCCUGUCUAACGAUUUGCCAGUUCCCCCUUGCUGUGACCAGCACUGCUCUUCCUGAGUCAGGUGGGGCGAUUUGAAAAGCUCUUUCCAGACAGCUGCCCUUUCAGGGCCUUGUGUAAUGGAACUUGCAGUUACUAAAUCAAGAUACUGAAGAGAGAACUUGAAUGUGGCUGCUCUUGGCAGACCCUACACGGGAUAACCCCCAGGAGAAACGUUUAGCUGGCCAGUCAGCUGCACCUGUGCUCUCCCACCCCUGUCCCCAGAACACCUGCAGAGGUUUGUGUUCCAGGAUAGUGUCUUUAAAACUCAUUGAUUCCGAGGCAAGCUCUUCCAAAGUGGUAAGAAUCAAGUCAUCAGCCUCUCCAUGUGAAAAAUGGAAAUCUCUGAAAAUGUAAAUGUGUAGGUAAUGACUUGUCCUGGGAGAGGGGGAAAUGGGUAUGGUGAGGGAAGAAACCUGAAGUAAGCAAACUUGAGCAGAUUGUGGCACUGUUGUCCCGGUUAAAGCUUGUCACUGUGAAAUCCUGUUUAUAUAAACAAGGGCAAUCUGGGGAAUUGGUUUUGCAUUCUUUUCCUCCUAGAAGCCUAAAAGUGCUAUUUGAUGUUAAAUUUCUCAAGCAGCGGGGGAAAAAUUGCAGUGGCUGGAGAAGUACAGGCAAACAGUGUUUUCUAAGGCUAGAACAUGUGAAUUCAAGUUCUAUGUCCUGAAUCCCUUCUAGAGGGUAGAAGUUGAAGAAGAAAAACAUCUGUGAAAAUAUUGUUCUAGCACGGAACUGUGAGAGGCUUUGGGUGCAGAAGAGAUGUGGCUUAUACUGGAUUUUAAACUGAAAUAAGUCUGCUCUGAAAAUUUGGAAAUUUCUGGAAAUUUUCUGGAAACUCUUUCAAGUUCAGUAUGAAAAGCCAUUGUAUUUUUAAACAUUUGCUUGUAUGUUUGAGGUGCAGGUAGCAGUUUUGCCACUGUCGUGGUUAUUCCUGCUGGCUGCCCACUGGAGCCAGGGAUAUUUUGGAUACAUUCCACAGCUGCCUUUGUGUUCCCAUGUCAUACUCAGUCACGAAGCUCCUGAUUCCACAAUGGUCACUCCUGAACUGCUUUGACCAGUGCCAAAUCUACCUAUAAGAUUUAAAGAAAAUUACUGCAGAAGCCUGACAACAAAAUGAUCCCAAAUUAUUGCAGGGAGUUUCUAAGGAGAAUUGAGAUCUAGAUGGUUUGGGAGUAAUAGAAGCAGGGGAGGGAACAAAAAAUUAUUUGCACUCAUUUAGGUUUUUGAAAAUUAAAAUGUUGUGGGUUAGUAAGAAAACACUAACAGACUUUUUGGAUUUUCUUGCCUCUACAUGUGGCAGGAUUCACUUCAUUCUUGUCACCUUCAGGAAGCAGCAUUGCACAGGGAUGCACCUGCCUUCUUGUGAAAGGCCUCUUGAAGUCUCUAAUAAUCCUAGCAAUCUCUUUUAUAUUUCUUUCUAUAAGUUUUUGUUUUCCAGCUGGUUAUUCUGUUAUGCCAGGGAAAAUACAGCUGUUGGGAUUUAGUUUCAACAAAGAUUUUUGUGGUAUUUCUCUCUAAUUCUGCUAGAGUGUGAUGUGGAUUUUUAAAUUUUUUUCCCUCCACUGAUGCUAAAUUUAAUUAGAAGGCACCAGCAGAGGCUGCAGUGUUGGGGUCUUUGUGCUGCAUUUAAUAGCUUCGAGUUAUUAUCUUGUGCUUUUUCUGUCUUGUAACAAAGGCUGAUGCCAUUUAAAAAAUAUAUGGCACUUCUGUUUCUUGAAAAAUGAUUUAUAUUAUUUUUUUCUUGUUACUAUCGUAGUGUGUGUUAACAGAGUAAGUAAGUGAUGCUGAUAGCCUUGCAAAACUGUGUUUAAAUGAAGUUAUAAGAAGAAAAAUGUCAUAUUUGCCUUUUUUUUUCUGGGGAGGACAGGUGUGGGAAGGAGCGUGUGAAUGUCAGAUCCCUGUGCUACUCCAGAGGCUUUCUGUACUCGCAGGAUUCAUUAACAAAAUGGACCCAACUUUGAAUUGUUACAGUGUAAAAAGCAGAGAAAAGCCUGUGUUUUGGUUUCGUUUUCCUUUCCCUAUUUCCCACAGCCGGCAAGUAGUGUUAAUUUCUGAUUUGAAUUUAGAUUAAUUAACCUGGGAAGCAAACAGUUUUGAGAGCCAUCUGGGUUGUGAGAAUCUUUUACCAAGCACAAAGGAUCUUCUUGGUGUUUGUGGAAUGUGGAGUAUCAGUAGGAGCUGUCAGCAGCUAUGCACGUUUGAAAUACAUGCAGAUAUCCUUUUCAUUUCUCUGUGGGUUCUCCUGAGUCCUGUGUGUCUGGAGCUGCUCCAGCACGGGCUGUCACUGCCUCUGCCUUGCCCCAAAAUCCUGGCCUGCUCCAGUCUCUGUCCCACCAGGUUCUGAUCAGUUCGAGCACUGGAGCUGAGAUGUAACACAGGCUUUGUAUUCUCACCUGAAGCAGUCUUCACGUGGUUGAAGGCUAUGAAUUAUUGUGACAGGAAUGUUCUAGACAUUCUAGAACACGAGUUUACAGCCAGUGCAGGCAGGAGCAGCAGCAGGGAGCAGGAUGACGCAGUUGAAAGGCAGCAUUGGUGGGUUUGCAGUGAGCUCUCCAAGGAUCUCUGCUCAAAUUAAGCACAGAUUAGGACAAUACAGGUUUCUAAUUAUAUGUGUUUGUCUGCAAGCUGAGAUUUGUACCGACUUCACCCAGACCAUCACCAGUGGGUGCAUGAACAGUGUGCCCGGGAAUUUGGAGUGGCCUUUGGGAGAAAAAAGAGCCUUUUUGCUCCCCUUGUAGGCUGUGAGUUGUAACUACAUUGGCUAUCAUUCUUACAGGACUCCUCCUCCCUCCUAAGUUUAGUCAAAGCUUUGUGCAUUCAGGCAGUGCCCUGAAUGAGGGAGGGAGUGAGUGGGAGCCUUUUGGUGCCAGCUGUGCCCAGCCCUGCCCAGAGGGCCACGGGGUGUUUCCCAAGCAGAGUGCCAGUGCCCUGCCAGCCCCUCGGGCCCUCUGCAGGGAGGGAGGCUGGGUGUGAGUGAGGGAAGGAGCCCUAGCUCGGGCUAGUGGGGCAGCAGGCUCAGAGGAGGGAGCUCUGCAGGGCUCAGCUCAGCGCCCAGACCAAAGUCACUGCUUAACCUUCACCCUGACAUUCUGCUUUUUGAACAGGAGACAUUUGUCCUGCUGCCAUGUCCCACUCCAGUGACUUUUAUCUUUUGCACUUCCUGGUUAAAACAGAAAAUAAGUGAUGGACAGGGAGGGUGUUGGAGGGGCCGUGCUGUCACCCAGAGCUGCGUUUGAGCGGGCAUUGCUUACUGUGGGCUUGGUUUGAUCUUGUUCUUCUCGAGGUUUUUUAUUUUCAGACAGAAUCCUCUCCAGGCAAUGCUGGAGAUACACCUGGGCUGGAUGGGUCUGCCCAGCAGCCCCUGCCCCCUUCCACAUGAGGUGGUGUUCUGUGACAAUCCUUGGCAUUCACCUGGCAGCCCCCUUCCCCUGUGCUGUGGGACAGGCUGUGCCUGGAGGAGAGUCCUGUUCCAGCUCUGCCCUCCUCAGGGACAGGCUCUGUUUUCUGCAUGAGUGUCACUUCUCAUCCAACGGAAUGAGUAAGACCCUCCCCUACCUCACAGGGUGGCUGACACUUAAUUUGUUUAUUGAGAGUAAAGGAUUCUUUUGGAUUUCUAUGAUAUUUUAUAUCCAGAGGAUAACAAAUAUGAUUGCUGAUCUUGUUGAAAUUAACAUUCUGUGAUCAAGUUAUUUUCUUAGAUUCAGUCUUUGUUUUAUUUUCAUGCCUAACUUUUAAGGGUCAGUUUUACAGUCAAAGUACCUAGUAAAUGCAGUAAUUAAUUAAUCAACAGAUAAUUGAAGUGUUUCACCUGUGCAUUAAAAGGAAAUAGAACACUAAUUUUUAAUAAAGUGUUAUAUUUUGUCUUCUGUGA
Haemorhous mexicanus (house finch) is the source of this 6463-nucleotide messenger RNA. It is a transcript of the gene TNFAIP1, whose product is annotated as TNF alpha induced protein 1. Gene Ontology annotation, molecular function: protein binding; ubiquitin-protein transferase activity. Bases 1353 to 2297 code for a protein of 314 amino acids. Gene Ontology annotation, cellular component: Cul3-RING ubiquitin ligase complex. The record is from RefSeq and is a predicted model, not a curated record. The transcript is spliced from 6 exons. Gene Ontology annotation, biological process: protein ubiquitination; proteasome-mediated ubiquitin-dependent protein catabolic process; protein homooligomerization. Lineage: Eukaryota; Metazoa; Chordata; Aves; Passeriformes; Fringillidae.